CCGUCUAUUAUCUCUUUCAUAGCGUAUAAAUUUCAUGCGACAUAAGAAUUAUACGCUCUUUCCGAAAAUGCAUCCAUUCAACUACGGUUCACCUGUAACAUAUAGAACCAUGCUCACCAUGCCGUCAGUCGGUGGUAAAAGACGAUUGAAUGAAGGUGUGAGUGAUGAACAGAAAAAUGAUCAACGUGUAUGCAAUCAUGAGAAUUAUAAUUAUUAUGCAAAGUGUGGACAGAUUACAUCAACCCGCUAUAAUUACUACAGUGAAUCAGUCAUCAAAACUCAUGGUAAUUAUACACGGAACUCUAUUGAAGCAUCAGCGGGAUUAUCCUGCCUUAAUGAAGAUGAACAGAUUACCCGUACAGGUGAUAAUGAUGAAAGUGGCGCAGAUGAAUUUGCCCGAAUGGACGAAAAUCAAGUAUUUGAAGAAGAUUUCCACUACAAGACGUGUGCUUAUUUCAGUUGCCUUCAACAACACAUAGUUCCAAUUGAUCUGGCCAAUGAGAACACCAGGCUUGUUGAUGAUCACAUUACAAUGGUGUUGGAUACGUUUUGUAUUUACCAAGAAAGGAAUGAUGAUUCGGAGAAGAGUCAAAAUGACUCUGCCUACCAAACUUCAGACAGUAAACAUAUGAAUAGUAAUGAUGUCAGUGAUGUGAAGGGACGCUGGGAUGAAGAUGAUUCUACACGAGAUUCUCAAGAUACUUUUGAGACUACAUUAGAAUUCUCCUCAUUCAAUCGUACGAAAUGGAGUCUACUCGUCAACUGUCAUUGUAAACAUAGUAUUGAUGAUCCUGAAAAGUUGAGCAGUUUUACUGAAGUAACAAGCGAUGUUAAUUUCUCUAAAUGGAGUGACGGUGAAUCAUCGAAUGUUAUCAGCUGUAAUGAGAGUGAUGGAAUGCUACAGUCGGAUUCAAUAGGAAACUUCACGUCGAUUAAAUCAGAUGAAAUUCAACCAGAAGAUUUCAUAAAACCUGUGGAGCUCAAGGAAAGAUAUGAAGAGUUGAUUGAAUGCAUAGACUGUCAUCAGCCGGCUAUACAUCAGAUAGACGGGGAGUUGAAUACAAUCAGUCAGAAUUUAGCCUUGAUUGCUAGCAAAUUGAAUGAUCCUGACUGUGAUGCUCAUCUAACUGGCACGAGUUUAUCAACUACUGGUGCACUCUUUAAACAGAUACUUGGAUUAGAAGAGAUCGAGUUAGAAAUUAGACAAACUGACGAAAAUCUGUGUGAAAUAAAGUUUAAUCCGCUGUUCACUACAGACUCCUGUCAGACAGAAGGAAUUCAGAAGAGACUGGAGUCCACUGAAGUUUCUCCUAUGGAAGUGUUGAUAGCGGUGAUUCCAACUAAUCCUAACGCCAUCUAAAAAGAAGUUUUUAAAUCGAGGGCGUACAGACCCUACAAUCUUCUCAAAUGACAACACUGAAGAGUGAAUUUUAUUCCGACAUAUUUAAAUAAAACACAAACUAGGUAAUUCUGAAAAUGGAACGGGGGAAUUGCAGCAUGUUUACCACUAAUACCAUUUUUGAGCCGCAUCUGAUAACGCUACUGGACACGUAAUCCGUAUAAUGCAUACACUCUUCAAGCUGUCAUCAUUGGUCGGUUGUUACCACGUGUCGAGAAAUCCAGUCGUCCAAAAGUAUGGCUUAAACAAGCACAGGUUAGUUACUAUUAAAAUACCAACAGUCUUAUUAUUAUAUGCGUCUAACUUCAUAGGUAUAAUUAGCAUAAGCUGAGUCAUAAAAAUAAAUCAUUGUUUAUUUCUAGACUCCUAUUAUUCGCUAGCAGAAAUAUACUAGUUUGUAGUUCUUCUAUAUACACAGGUCGUACAAAGCUGAUUUCAUUGUAUAGUAGUUUCACUGGAGUUAAACAGCUAUACAACAGUAAGUGAAGCACUUUUAGUCAUCGUCUCACAUUUCCAAGCUACACAACGUUUACUAAGCGUUGGAAAGGUUGCUGGCAUAACUCACUGUAUAUAGGUUCGUAUUUACAGAUGUUGACUUCUUUUUCGUCUUUAUUUAAAUAACUUAAGCCUUUGCAAAAACUGGCACGCAAUCCUGCUCCUGUCCACUCAGAACAGGAUAAUAAGUUGUGUCAUCUUGGAGGGACUAAAAGGUGCUCUGGAUGCAAAACUUAUUUGCCUGUCUGUCUGUAUUCGACAUAGAACUUUGCACAAAUGUGCGGAAGUUCAAGUCGCCACACUCCGUGUAGCACGCGAAGCAAGAGAAGAAAGUACAAGAAAAGCAUAAUAGAAACAGUGAGCAGAGGUGUGAGACAAAGGAGUAAUAAAGAAAUACAAAACAGUUUCAUUGAAGAUCAUAAGUCACAGGGAGUGGAUGCAUCUGCGCCACUGAGAACGGUUUUGAGCCAUGUCACCAAUUGUUUCCAACCAUAGAUUUUUACCGUCCCGAG
This is a messenger RNA of Trichobilharzia regenti, 2406 nucleotides long. The record is from the annotation of a GenBank genome assembly. NCBI's taxonomy places the organism in Eukaryota, Metazoa, Platyhelminthes, Trematoda, Strigeidida, Schistosomatidae.